AAAGUCCAAGUUUAGUCCGCAUAUUCAUUUGAGGAGCCGUUAGGUUUAACGAAUUCCCUAACCAGCCAAUCAGCCAUCGACUCCAAUGGGGAAACGGAGGUACAGCGAUGGCGGCGAAAAGGAUGAGGAAGGAGAAGCAAAGGUCUUCUCCAGAGAUGCCAACCGUGAGACGGAAAUCAGGAAGGAAUCUUUGCGGCCAUCUAUGAUAAAGAACAAGGAAAAGAGAUCGGCCAUCCACGCCAAGCUAAAGCGCGAGAAGAAGGUAGAGAAGCACAAGAAGGCCAAAGCUCGCGAUGCUGCUGAACAAGUGGCUCUUGAACUCGGCGAAGAGCCUCCGGCGAGGAAGAUUCCCCGCACGAUAGAGAACACAAGGGAGGCCGACGAGACACUGUGCAAACCCGACGACGAAGAGCUCUUUGCGAGCAACGAUGUGGAUGAAUUCAGCGGAGUGCUUCGAAAAGAUCUAAUCCCUAAGGUACUGAUAACGACAUCCCGAUUGAAAUCCAUAAGGGGGCCUUCCUUCAUAUCCAAUUUGCUCUCUGUUAUUCCUAAUGCUCAUUAUCACAAGCGAGGAACAUAUGACCUAAAAAAGAUUGUUGAAUAUGCCAAAACAAGGGAUUUCACAUCCAUCAUUGUUGUACACACUAAUCGCUGGGAACCAGAUGCUCUGCUCAUAAUAGGUUUACCGGAUGGACCUACUGCUCAUUUCAAGCUCUCCAGGCUUGUCUUGCGCAAGGACAUUAAGAACCAUGGGAACCCAACCAGUCACAUACCUGAGCUAGUUUUGACCAACUUCACUACUCGUUUGGGCCAUCGGGUUGGGAGAAUGAUCCAAUCUCUGUUCCCACAAGAUCCGAAUUUCCGAGGCCGGAGAGUUGUGACUUUUCAUAACCAGCGAGACUUCAUCUUCUUCCGCCAUCAUCGUUAUAUAUUUGAGAAGAAGAAAGGGAAACAGGAUGAGGCACAGGAAAGAGUGAUAGCCCGUCUUCAAGAAUGCGGUCCUCGUUUUACAUUGAAGUUAAUCAGCCUGCAGCAUGGUACCUUUGAUACCAAGGGUGGGGAAUAUGAAUGGGUUCAUAAGCCGGAGAUGGAUACCAGUCGCAGAAGAUUUUUCCUGUGACAAUUUUAAUUUGACUUAUUGGGUAGUUCAAGAUUUCAGUGCCUCCUCCUACAUCCUACCUGACUCCUCCGGGUAGGGGGUAUAAAUUAUGCUUUAGAGUGUUUCUGGUUAUUUUCUCUGUUGUUGUUCUUACACACAUGGUUAAAUGAAGUGCUGUUAUCCUAAGUUCUCUGUUAUAUCCUCUUUCAUGAUAACUGUUAUGUGUUUGCAAUGGGCUAGCUCUUUCAUUUUCUUUU
This is a messenger RNA of Cuscuta europaea, 1356 nucleotides long. The record is from the annotation of a GenBank genome assembly. Lineage: Eukaryota; Viridiplantae; Streptophyta; Magnoliopsida; Solanales; Convolvulaceae.